AGGCAACUUUCGAAUCUAGCAACGUUAGAAGGACACCUUGUCGACUUGCAACACUCUGAAGACACGUUUCCUAGGCAACGCUGUAGCAAAAGGCACCUCAGCCUUUUUAGCAUGCGCAUCGGGCGAUGUUUCGUCUGCACCAAUCAGCGGCUUUCCUCGUGAUGACGACAUUGAUGACGCUAUCCCUGCUGGGCGGACUAUUCGCGUACUCACGACUGUCGGGAGUUGGUCGCCGCCUCAGCCCGCUUGCCACCAGAGACGCGACGAUUCCCGACAGAGACGCGACGAUUCCCGACAGGAACACGACGCUGCUCAACAGGGACGCGACGAUUCCAGACAGGAACACGACACUUCCCGACAGGGACACGACGCUUCUAGACAGGGACGCGACGAUUCCCGACAGGAACGCGACGCUUCCCGACAGGGACGCGAGGAUUCCCGACAGGGACACGACGCUUCUAGACAGGGACGGGACGAUUCCAGACAAGGACACGACGCUUCUAGACAGGGACGGGACGAUUCCAGACAGGGACGCGAUGAUUCCAGACAGGGACGCGAUGAUUCCAGACAGGGACACGACGAAAGACGCGACAAGAAACAACACGCAAAGGUAGGGCUAAGUUUGGGAGGUAUAGCUAGCCUCUACCAGGCUUCUGGAGGCAGCUGGAAAGAGCAGAAGUUGGCCAAAUAGGGAAAUAACAUGC
Messenger RNA from Branchiostoma belcheri (Belcher's lancelet), 704 nucleotides. RefSeq lists its product as uncharacterized. The transcript has 2 exons. NCBI's taxonomy places the organism in Eukaryota, Metazoa, Chordata, Leptocardii, Amphioxiformes, Branchiostomatidae. The record is from RefSeq and is a predicted model, not a curated record. The coding region runs from base 126 to 614 and encodes 162 amino acids.